Messenger RNA from Salarias fasciatus (jewelled blenny), 1453 nucleotides. RefSeq lists its product as uncharacterized. Gene Ontology annotation, biological process: response to bacterium. NCBI's taxonomy places the organism in Eukaryota, Metazoa, Chordata, Actinopteri, Blenniiformes, Blenniidae. The coding region runs from base 318 to 1355 and encodes 345 amino acids. The record is from RefSeq and is a predicted model, not a curated record. The transcript has 5 exons.
UAAUCUGCUGCCCCUGUAUUUACCCUCAUAGAGGAUACUGCACUGAGCUGUCAAUCUCCAAUUUCAGGCAACACAGUCAUUUAAAAUCGAACAUCUUGUGUGUUUGGAAAACUUGAAAAAUGUCAUUCAUGAUGAACUCUAAAUAAGCCAUCACACGUACCUUCCGUGGUGUGCCUGUAGCACCUCCUUUUUAGCAGCACUGGUGUAGGUUUGCACAUGAGCACAUUUUCCUUCUGACCAAUCAAAGACAAGCCUCACCUCUUCACAAAGCUGAGAGGACCAAGGAGUUUCUCAUUCAGCGCAGCACGUCGAACACAAUGACAUCUCCGAAGCUGGUCUUCCAUCUGGCGUGUCUGGUUUUGGUGGAAAUGGUCCAACCAACUGACCUGAUACAACCUUCAGCGCCGCCUCAAGGGACAACUUUCAUAUCAGCUGACGAGGGUGAUGAGAUUACUUUGCGUUGCGGUCAUAAGGACAAGGCUACAAGGUAUUACUGGUACAAACAGAGUCACGGACAGAGACCAAGGCUCAUCUCUUCAUUCUACAAGUUUGAACAAAAUGGCACCUUUCACAAUGAAUUCCAGCAAGAGCCACGCUUCACGCUGGAAACGGAAAGCCAGAAAAAUAACUUGAAGAUCACAAACUUGCAGCUUCACGACUCAGCUGUUUACCUUUGUGCAAGCAACUAUGCAUAUUUUUUUGAAUUUGACCGGAGCACCACCGUCAACGUAAAGGGUUCUGGUUUGAAUGUCCAAGCUUUGGUCCAUCAGUCAGGAUCUGGGACCGUCCAGCCACAAGGCUCUGUGACUCUCAACUGUACAAUACAUACAGGCAGCUGUGAUGGAGAACACACCGUUUACUGGUUCAAAAGCUCACAGGCUUCUCAGCCUGGACUUAUUUACACUGGUGGAGGCAGGACCAAACACUGUGAAAGGAGUGAAAACACUCAAACUCAGAUGUGUGUCUACAACUUUCCAUUGCAUAACUUGACUCAGUCUCAUGCAGGGACAUACUACUGUGCUGUUGUCUCAUGUGGACACAUUGUGUUUGGAAACGGCACCAGGCUGGAUUUUAAGGAAAAGACAGAUCGCACUGUCUUGAUCGGCUUCUUAAGCGGAUGUUUGACUCUGACCACCAUCUUCAGUGUUUUUUCAACCGUCUUUAUGUACAAGAUGAACAAAAGGAGCAAAAGCCAAAGUCAAGAGUGCCAAGACAGAUUUUCAACCAACUCAGUGCGUUCCCAAGAUGAGGGAAAUCUCCACUAUGCUGCUUUACGGAUAAACAAGACUAAAAGAUCAACGAGGCAUUUGAAUGACCCAAAGGAUGAGUGUGUGUACUCCGGUGUAAAGCAGUAGAGUUGCACAUUGUGUUUGUAUUUGUCAGAUACUAAACUUUCAUGAGCUGUAUCCAGUUUGUGACAGCAAAAUUUCAAAAGAUCUGCUUUUAUCUUGAA